This is a messenger RNA of Morus notabilis, 1012 nucleotides long. RefSeq lists its product as uncharacterized. Lineage: Eukaryota; Viridiplantae; Streptophyta; Magnoliopsida; Rosales; Moraceae. The record is from RefSeq and is a predicted model, not a curated record. The coding region runs from base 350 to 1012 and encodes 220 amino acids. The transcript has 3 exons.
CUGAGGCAGAUCAUGAUGACUGCCUUUGAGUCGGAAAGGGAAUCUGAUUCGGGGCCCAUCAUUCGAACAAUUUGCUUCCCUGCAGGCAAACUCGGCCUGGUAUUCUUGGCCUGAUACUAGCAGAUCUCUAAGAUUAUAAGCUAGUAUCAUAAUGAAAAAUAUGUAACGUUUAAGAGAAGAGAUUUUCAUGAUGGAAAGAAAACUCCAAGAGAAGAGGACUAAAUAUAUUAAUUUAAGCUUGAUUCAGGGACUGUUUUGAGAACAUACGCAAAUAUGUAUAUACAAAUUGGGGCCGGCCAUGCGAAGGCCAACACUAAGAGAGAAAAAAAAGGACUUUUUAUAGUCCACAAUGUUAGACCAAACUGAUGGCGGAAAAUACUACGUGAAGGCAAUCAAUUACGACAACUACACGAUUAGAGUCGCGUCGGCCGAUGUCCAACAGGAUGACUGCUCCUCCAUCCCUUCAAUGUCGUUUUAUAGUCCAUAUCCUUUUGAAAAAGAAAUUAGGUUUGAAAACUCUAGUGUUCUACAAAUUUCGGUGCUUAUAAUGUUCUUGAGCUGUAGGAAACCAGCAGUGAGUCCUUCUUAUAUAGACACGGCUCCUUGCAUAAACAGCUCUUCUUUGUUCCCAGAAAAUGAAGGUAAUAAUUACUCUUAUGUGGUGUAUGCUAAUGGCUUCAAGUUCUCUGAUUUGGAAGAGUCCUGCCAAGUUUACAACUCGGCUUUCGUAUCACCACCGCCAAAAGGGAAGAAGAAGAGCACGUCCUACAAAGAUAUCCACAAUGAGCUUGUCUAUGGCUUUGAGCUUUCUUGGGUCGACGCUUUCGCAGAAGAAGAUACAUGUCCUCCUUGCUACGUGAAUGAAACUUCCAACCAGGUUCACUGUACAAGUUGCUCCCAACCAAUAGAUUGGUUUGAAGAAACUCUGACAAAGAUUGGCUACAAAAUUGGUGAUACAUGUGAGAAUACUCCCGCGACUCCUCGUGGAAAUGCUUACAUAUUCCACAAUUAA